This is a messenger RNA of Brachypodium distachyon (stiff brome), 1723 nucleotides long. RefSeq names its product jmjC domain-containing protein 4. Lineage: Eukaryota; Viridiplantae; Streptophyta; Magnoliopsida; Poales; Poaceae. Gene Ontology annotation, biological process: negative regulation of gene expression; protein hydroxylation; positive regulation of translational termination. Gene Ontology annotation, cellular component: cytoplasm; nucleus. Gene Ontology annotation, molecular function: histone H4R3 demethylase activity; sequence-specific DNA binding. The transcript is spliced from 9 exons. The coding region runs from base 99 to 1607 and encodes 502 amino acids. The record is from RefSeq and is a predicted model, not a curated record.
AAUAUCCAACAGGCCAAGGAAGGGCCUAGGCUCCACUGCAAAACGCCGCCCCAGCGAAAGAGCAGAGAAACUAGGCCCUCGCUUCCUCGCUGGACCAGAUGGAAGGCGGCGGCGGCCGCCGCGGCGCCGGUGCCGGCAGACGCGUGAAGGUGGUGGGGCAAGUAGAGCGGGUGGACGGGCGGUCGCUGACCUACCCGGAAUUCGUCGAGCGCUUCAUGAAGCCAAACCUUCCCGUCGUCCUCACGGGCCUCACCUCCUUCUGGCGAUCCUGCGAGGACUGGACACUUGCCACUCCCGACGACCGCUGCCGCCCCAACCUCGCCUUCUUCGCCCAAAACUUCCCCUCCCCCCUUGUUCAGGUUGCCGACUGUUCCUCCAGGGAGUUCACUGACCAGAAGCGGCUCGAGAUGUCCAUGCAAGAAUUUGUGGACCACUGGGUUGGCAAAUUUUGCAAUGGUUCAACCAACGGUGAUUCUGAAGGUUCCCUGCUUUACCUGAAGGAUUGGCAUUUUGUUAAGGAGUACCCUGAUUAUGUUGCAUACACCACACCAACAUUCUUUGUUGAUGAUUGGCUCAACAUGUAUCUUGACAGUCAUCCCAUGCAUAGAGAUCCUGACAUUGCCAAUCAUAAGAAUGAAAUAAACUGUGCUGACUAUCGUUUUGUUUACAUGGGAGCAAAAGGGACUUGGACUCCUCUUCAUGCUGAUGUUUUUAGGUCAUACAGCUGGUCGGCAAAUGUGUGUGGGAGAAAACUAUGGCUGUUUCUACCGCCAUCACAAAGUCAUCGUAUUUUUGAUAGGAACCUACGAUCAUCGGUCUAUGACAUAAAUGAUGAUGUUUCUGGAAAGCAGUUUCCUGAAUUCAAUAAGACUGAAUGGCUAGAGUGCAUACAAGAGCAGAAUGAAAUUAUUUUUGUGCCCAGUGGGUGGUACCACCAAGUCCAUAAUCUAGAGGAUACUAUAUCUAUCAACCAUAAUUGGUUCAAUGCAUACAACCUUCAUUGGGUGUGGAACUUGCUGCAUGAAGACUACAAAGUUGCAAAAGAAUAUAUUGAAGACAUCCGCGAUAUAUGUGACGAUUUUGAGGGGCUUUGUCAACGCAACUUGGCAGCAAAUACAGGCAUGAACUUCUAUGAUUUCUUCAUUUUUAUAACACGGUUUGUUUUAGCCAAUGUAAUUGAGCUUUACCAUAUCCAAAAGCCAGAAGAUGCCAAAUUUAAUUCAUCAGAAACCACUCACCCUUUUGUGUAUAACCUUAUGUCAAUUCGAGAUGUUGCAUCUGAAAUGAUAUCUACAGAGGCUUUCAGUACUGAGAACCUUUGUAUUAUAUCAAAAGAAAACAGGAGUGCUGUCUCAGAUGUUACAAAAAUAUUAGAAGAAUAUGGUUUUAGAAGGCUAUGGAUGUCAUUGUCAGAGGCAUAUGAACACAUUAGCAGGGGGCAAAGAAAUUGUCAUGAAAUCAGGUAUUUAAAUCAGAAAGGCUGUCUGUCAGUGGCCUGCUUGAAAUCUGAUUGUACUGUUGUUGAUCACAUUACUUCUUUGGUAUGUGAAAUUCAUGGACCUGAGGAUCUGGUGAGGCUAAUUGAUACUGCUCUAUAUGAUGGUUAGUUGUAAGCGCAUAAUGGAUGUGUAAACUUGCUUGAAGUACUGUACCACUGUUUGAUUUUCAUAGAUUGUCCAAUUUGGAAGGACACUAUGCAUGGUAUUCCCAUCAGUUACCAAAA